Molecule: messenger RNA, 1333 nt
Organism: Arabidopsis thaliana (thale cress)
Lineage: Eukaryota; Viridiplantae; Streptophyta; Magnoliopsida; Brassicales; Brassicaceae
Product: cysteine-rich TM module stress tolerance protein
Exons: 2
Coding region: 890-1120 (76 amino acids)
Cellular component (GO): plasma membrane; cytoplasm
Source: RefSeq, marked reviewed
CAAGAAGUGAGCAGCAAGUAACAAAAAAACAUCCGAAAAUUAACUAUUGCUAAAUCUCAAGAUCAAAGAUAAUUGUGAAUGAUCAUCAUAACAACCGUACUCAAUCAAAUUCCUGAUAAUUACGCUCUCUCUUUAUCCAUUUCAUGAAAAUUGAUUUUUUCGUUUUUGUUUGAUUUUGUGGCAUGAAGAUUGGUGUUUUCGUAUUUUUUUAUGUGUCCUAAUAUUAGUUAAUUAAUAUCAGUUCUUCUUCAUUAAGCAAUGCUCUUGGGCUCAUUUAGGACUUAAAAAUGUUUCUUGUAAUCUCAAUGUUCGUGGGGUUUUUGGUUUUCUAGCCCAUGUGUGGGUUGAUUAACUUUCUAAAAGAUUUUACUCUUAUGGGAUUUUUUAAAAUUAAAGCCAAUGACUAACUUGUUGGAUUAUGAUUUAUAACCUAUUGGUGCAUAAUUAUGAUGUGUGAACAAGUUUUUAAGGAAUCUUGGCGAAUGACAAAACUUUGGAAAGAAGAGAAGAAUAAGGAACUCCAAAACCACCGAUGCUUCCUCUCCUCUCUCGAAUCUUCUACCGAAGCAGAUUCCUAUACUUUUGUCAACACUUUUUAAGUGUUUUGCGUUUCCAAUGUACUUUGAAGAUUAUUCUCAAAACUCCAUAAAAUUCUUACUGAAACAGAGAAUUUUUUUUUUUAAUUUUAAUCUAAGAAUUAUCUUGAAGCUGUGUUCUUUGGCAAAUAUAAAUACACGUCGACUAGGACAACACUUGCGCUCUAAAGAUUGCAAAUCCGUGUUCUAUCUCUCUCAACAAUUAUUUCCCCUGCUUCCAAAGCUUUGACAACAUUUCUAUUCAAAAACUUUAGUUUUGAGUUUUUUUUUUCUUGUAUACUUCUCCCCAAAAUAUGAGCGAUCCCAAGUAUGCAUAUCCUUACCCGGCACCGGGAAAUUACCCGCAAGGUCCGCCACCGCCGGUGGGAGUACCGCCACAGUAUUAUCCUCCACCACCGCCACCGCCUCCUCCUCCACCACCACCACGAAAAGUUGGUUUUCUUGAAGGACUAUUAGCAGCUCUGUGUUGUUGCUGCUUGGUGGAUGAAUGUUGCUGUGACCCGACCAUUAUAUGCUUUGAUUAAGUUUUCAGGAAAAAGUAUGUCUGUUAAUUUCAUUAUGCUUAUGAGGUUUAUACAAUAAUUGUUGUGAUAUCAUGUGACUACUACUUUCUUUUCUUGUCGCUUUAAUUAGGUUUUAGUCUUGCCUUUUAUAUAUGUAUCACAAAUUUCUGCAGCUCAUCAAGUAAUAAGAGAAUUUAUUCUGAUUUCUGAUUAGUAGUUAUAGAUUAUGCUGAA